Acanthaster planci (crown-of-thorns starfish) is the source of this 4237-nucleotide messenger RNA. RefSeq names its product minichromosome maintenance complex component 3 (gene mcm3). NCBI's taxonomy places the organism in Eukaryota, Metazoa, Echinodermata, Asteroidea, Valvatida, Acanthasteridae. Gene Ontology annotation, molecular function: single-stranded DNA helicase activity; ATP hydrolysis activity; ATP binding. The record is from RefSeq and is a predicted model, not a curated record. Gene Ontology annotation, cellular component: MCM complex; nucleus. Gene Ontology annotation, biological process: DNA replication; double-strand break repair via break-induced replication; mitotic DNA replication initiation.
UUACCACGGGUAUAUUUAAAUAGGCGGAGCUUCAACAGUUAAAUAUCCCGGGAAAGGUAGCCUUUGAUUCCAGCUUGUUUUUCUGACGGACUGCGAGGUAAGAACGUCAACAGAUUGGGAAAAAUUCAGUGGGGACUGCAAAGGAGACCACGAUGGUUAUUCACGUGCUCAUUUCGCGCGAAUUUGAGAGUCGGACUACUUACUGCAAACGACAGUGAAGUCUCUGUACGGCAGAAUCUGAAAUAAUUUUCGUCGUGUUACGGUGAAAUUUGUUACCGUGAAAAAUAUUCAAGAUGGAUUCAGAUAUUGACCAGCAAGUGAGGGGUUAUCAGAGGGAGUAUUUGGAGUUUCUGGAUGAUAGUGCUGAUCAAGGAAUUUAUACUGAAAAGGUGAAAGAAAUGAUUACCAAGAAUCGGCAACGCCUGAUCAUCAACAUCAAUGAUCUCCGCAAGAAGGUAGCCGAGAGGGCUCAGAGGCUUUUAACCAGCGCUCAUGAGGAGGUGAUAGCCUGUCAGCAAGCUCUUAAGGAGUUUGUGACCCAGGCUGACACGGCGUACGGCAAGGAACAUGAGGAAUUCUUUGUGGGCUUUGAGGGCAGUUUUGGCUCCAAACAUGUCACCCCCCGCUCCUUGUCGGCGCGUCACAUUGGGAACCUCGUUUGCGUGGAAGGCAUUGUGACAAGAUGCUCUCUGGUUAGGCCAAAGGUUGUCCGCAGUGUCCAUUACUGCCCUGCGACCAAGAAGACAAUGGAGCGGAAGUACACCGACCUGACCUCCCUGGAUGCAUUCCCGAGCAGCUCAGUCUACCCAACGAAGGAUGACCAGGACAAUCCACUGGAGACCGAAUACGGCCUGUCCACGUACAAGGACCACCAGACGCUAACCAUCCAGGAGAUGCCCGAAAAGGCUCCGGCUGGUCAGCUGCCCCGGUCAGUGGACAUCAUCACCGACAAUGACCUGGUGGACAACUGCAAGCCCGGAGACCGAGUUCAAAUUGUCGGAACACUUCGGUGUCUGCCAAACAAGAAAGGAAGUUACACAAGUGGGACAUUCAGGACCGUCAUUCUAGCUAACAACAUCGCACUCCUCAGCAAGGAGAUCUCGCCCCUCUUCUCAGCCGAGGAUGUCAGCAAGAUCCGCAAGUUCGGCCGGAACAAGAAGCAGGACCCAUUUGAAAUGCUGGCCCACUCACUGGCGCCCUCCAUCCAUGGCCACGAGUACAUUAAGAAAGCCACACUGUGCAUGCUGCUUGGUGGCGUGGAGAAGGUCUUGGAGAACGGAACCAGGCUGAGAGGAGACAUUAAUGUCCUGCUUAUAGGUGAUCCGUCCACUGCGAAGUCACAGAUGCUAAGGUAUGUGCUGCAUACGGCACCACGUGCCAUUACAACUACAGGCCGCGGUUCCUCCGGUGUCGGUCUGACUGCCGCUGUUACCACUGAUCAGGAAACCGGUGAACGUCGUCUGGAAGCGGGUGCCAUGGUGCUCGCUGACAGGGGCGUAGUAUGCAUUGAUGAAUUUGACAAGAUGAGUGACCAGGAUCGCACAGCCAUCCACGAGGUGAUGGAACAGGGGCGGGUGACCAUUGCUAAAGCCGGUAUCCAUGCCAAGUUGAACGCUCGCUGCAGUGUGUUAGCAGCUGCUAAUCCAGUCUACGGAAGAUAUGAUGAGUACAAAACUCCAAUGGAGAACAUUGGCCUCCAGGACUCACUGCUUUCACGUUUUGAUCUCAUCUUUAUCGUCUUGGAUACGAUGGAUCCAGAUCAUGAUCGUAAGAUCUCUGACCAUGUGCUGAGAAUGCACCGCUAUCGGACUCCCGGGGAACAGGAUGGAGAUGCUCUGCCUCUCGGAAGCUCUGUAGAUUAUCUGACUACUCAAGACCCACUCGUGGAUGACAAGGCAGAUGAGGAAACACCCGUGUAUGAUAAACAUGACAACCUUCUCCAUGGCAACAGAAAGAGGGAAAAGUUUGUCAGCAUGGAGUUCAUGCGCAAAUACAUCCACAUCGCCAAGAUGAUCAAACCUGUCUUAACUAGAGAAGCUGCAGAUUGCAUCGCUGACGAAUACUCAAAGCUACGCAGUCAGGAACAAACUGCCAACAAUGUAGCCAGAACCCAGCCUGUAACUGCUCGCUCAUUGGAAACCCUAAUCCGUUUGGCCACGGCCCACGCCAAGGCUCGACUCAGCAAGACAGUGGACCUCCAAGAUGCUGAAGCAGCCAUUGAGCUGAUCCAGUUUGCCAUCUUCAAGAAGGUCCUGGAGAAGGAGAAGAAGAGGCGACGGAGUGACAGUGACGAGGAGAUGGAGGAUGAGGACGAAGAACAAGAGCAGAGAAGGCAAACAAAGAAGAAGAGGUCCCCAAGUAAGAAACAGAAGAAGGAUCGUCCAAAGGAAGGCGAAGAAGGCUUUGACCCGUAUGAUUUUGACAGUUACGAAGAAGAUGAGGAUGACCCGGAAGUAACAUUGAGGUCUCCUGGGGGAACGCAGUCCUCAACAGCUACUCCAGUGGAAGUGGAAUUGCCACAGGAUAAGUUGAAAAAGUUCCGCGCCACCAUUGCCAAGAUUUUUACUUCCCAGGCAGAGUCGGUCCCCUUGGCUCAAGUGAAGAAGGCUCUGGCCAAAGACAACCCAGACGAAAAGUUUUCUCCCGGAGAGAUUGAUGCGGCAAUUAACGCCAUGCAAGAUGCCAACCAGAUCAUGUUCUCAUCUGGGAUGAUCUAUUUAAUCUGAGUCUUUAAGAAUACAGGGGGAAAAAGAAAACAAAAAAAAGGCCGGCCUAGCUUGACCAAAUGCUUCCUAUGAAAGUGUUGAUUUUUGACCAGUGAUUUUGAGAGCAAAAAAUUCAGUUCCCUUCGCAGUCUUGAAUCCGCAAGCACCCCCACAAAAAAGGGGAAAAUGAAGAAAAACAAAUCUUUCUUGUUAGGGUCCCAAAGUGUAGAUUUGCACAUGCAUUUGAAUGGAAACCUGUUUGAGACAUCACUCCCUUGGGUGUAAGGUAGUACAUACCAUCUUCCAACCCUUGCCCAACCACUCAACUAAACUGGAAUGUCAAAACACUGUGUAAAAAGGUCAUAUAACUGUUGACUGUUGGCCAGGUAAAAACACUGCACAAAGGGGAUUUGUUUUCAAACGUUUGGUUUGGAUGUUCUUUGUAUGUACAGUGUAUUUCAGUUUCAUAUGAGCAUGUUCAAACCAAGGUUGCUCUGUUUUCAGGAGAAAAGUAAAUUUGUAUUCUGAAACACAAAUGCACAAGAGUGAAAGAGUUUGUUUAAAUGAUUAUGUAACAUUAGGAUACUCCGAAAACUGUACAGUAAUGUCUCAUUUAACUUUGAAACUUAGUCAAGUUCAAAAGUUAUGUGGUUCUAUAAACCAUAAACUUUUUUAGACCAUUAAUAUGAGGAAUUAAGUGCACGCAUCCACCUAAUAACAGGUGCUCUCAUGGCACUGCAAGAAUAGAAAUAAGAAAAAAAUGUGUACAAGCACUGUAUUUACAAUCUGCAGGUUGUGAGGUAAUAGAGGCUUGAUAUGAGUGCCAUUUUGAAUGUGAGGAGGUUGUCUUCAGCAGUGUGCUGUGGAAGGAUUUAAAAAGGCAGGAACAAUUGAAUAUCGUUGACAUUGAUGCGUUACAUUUCAGACACGUACAUGUAUAUUGUGUGUAAACAAUAUGGUAGUUAAGCUGAUAUAAAAUGUAUGAAAAAAAAAUGUUCACUGGUUGAGUGAUACUUUCCAGUGUGGUGUUAAGGUGUCUGCAGUUUUCUGGGUUGUAAUUUAUGGACAGAUUUAGAAUUGGCCACUCAAUGUUUUCAUAUCUGAUUGACAUUGCAUAACAGAGGGUUGAAGUUCCUAUGGUAAUUUUGGUCUUUUUCAAAAUGGACUAAGUUAUGAAAAUGUAAGAAUGCCAAUUACCUUGAGAAGUUUAGGCCAAUUUUUAAAAUUGCCCAUAACUCGACAUUUUACUGUACACGUACUAGACAGUUCUUAUCCUUGCAUGUUGCGAAUUUUUUUCUCCAGACUUGCAAUCAUGCCGUGGAGAAUCUGAAUAUUUAAAGAGACAGAUCCAUAUUUCUGUCUUACCCCUCAAUAUCAGAAGCACCGUGAAUUUUACAAUUUGUCAUCAUUAUAACAUUUAGUCUAUUAAACAUGGGGUAAAGUAGAAUAAAAACAAACGUAAUUAUUUCCUACCCUGUUUUAUCAAAUAACAGAAACUUGUUAGGGGUGCACCCCUGUCAAUUGGCAACAAA